Molecule: messenger RNA, 1935 nt
Organism: Vitrella brassicaformis
Lineage: Eukaryota; Vitrellaceae
Source: the annotation of a GenBank genome assembly
UAAGUCCAUCACGGUGUUUUCACUGACCCAGUGUCCAUCACGGAGUCCACCCAUUGUGAGCACCCACCAGAGAGCAAAUGACAGCCAACACACCCACGGCAGAUGAAUACACAUACGACACAAGGUGAGCAGCGCUAUACACACACGCUCUAGGAAACCGCCGCGGCAUACACGAGAGGGAAACAACCCAAUGCCGCCUUUACGACCGUAUUGAUAAAAGAUUGACCCACCCAGGCAUACUCUACAGCCCCUUCUUCCUCCCUACCCUUCCCCCUCCCCUCCCUCUCUGCUGCUGGUCUCCACCACUAGUACCAAAGCUGUUGCACUCCGGGUGCUUAGCGAACCACUUGAGCGUCCUGUCCAUCCCCUCAGCCACGGUAUAGAGCGGCCGGUACCCCAGCACGUGCCUCGCCUUGUCCCACUUGAUGGUCUGCGUGUAGCACAGCGCGUCCACGGCGAUGGUCGUCAGGGGCACAAACAUCCGCCCCACCAGCAGCGCCCACAGCUCCGCCAGCAGAGCGAACAGGUAGCAGAUCCACCACGGCAGAUAGACCGAGGGGAGGGUGUAGCCCGCCUGCUCGACAAAGGGCCGAUUGAACUCAAAAAAGCUUUGCGCCGGCGUGUCGUCGGACAGCAGGAAGACCUCCCCGUCAAGACGACCAUUGCUGUCGUCUUGCUUCAGUGCGUGGAGGGCCAGAAGGUGUCCGAAGCAGAUAUUCUUGACAUAGGCGAAGUCCAUCAGGGCGUGUUUGGGGUGGCCGGGAGGCGCGCCGAUGAGCACCGUCACGAUGCGCCGGCGGAUAGAGUGGAUCAAGUCACCGAUGUGCAGCUGCAGACAAAAGGACACACACAAACUAUUCGAGCGAUGCAUCCAUUGAAGUGUUGGCUGCGACCGGUUCGCUCACCUUAUCGCCCUCGCCAUAGAACGCCACUGGACGCAAAAUGAUGAUUCGCACACGGCGGCCGUCAGAUGUCUGUGCGUGGCGGCGCAGGAGCCUCUCGGCGUCGGCCUUGGUUUGAGCGUAUCGCUUAUAGAGGAAGUGCCGCAGUGAAGGCGGAUAGGGGGCGUCCUCGGUCAUCUCCACGUUCUGAUGAAGGCCGUUGAUCACCUCCACCGUGCUGCAGCAGGCAACAUCAGUAGGCCGACACAAGAGAGUGCUUUCUGAUGUCCAUCUUUCCUCCGUGUGUGUGUGAGUACCUGGUGUAUACGAGGUGUGGGAUGCUGGCUCUCUCGCAGGCCUCGAGCACGUUGCGCGUGCCCUGCACAUUCACCUCCCUCACCCGAGAGGCAGGCAUGUCGCCAUGCACGUCGAUCAUUGCCGCUGAACACACACAUAUACAAACACACCCAAUCACACGCACAGAGCACUCCAGAGGCCCAUAUGUCUGUAUCUGCCCCCAUAUAUCUCCAUCCUCACCGCAGUGUAUGCAGCUGGUGCAUCCCUCAAGGGCCCUGCAAAGGGCUUCCAUGUCCAGGAUGUCUCCCCGGACAUAGGAGAACUUGGCUGGGGGUGACGAUGACACCUUCUCCCGCCUGCCCUCGUCCAUCUGCAUCUGCUCGAACAGCAGGGCGGUGGGCGGGGCCACGUCGUACACACGGAUCUCUCUCACAACGCCGUGAAGCAUCCCCACCAGCUGCACACCAACAACACACAGACAAAGCAGCACACACACACCUCCCUCUCUGCAUGGAUCUUCGCGUGCUUGUGUGCAGGAAGCGCACGUGUGAGCCGAGGUAACCGCAGCCGCCAAUGACGCAGACGACCUCCUUUUGCAGGCCAGCGGCCACCUCUGCAAGUUGCGAUGGCUGCCCGCCAUCCAUGCCCUCGUCGGCACACAGAUGUCGCGGCAUGGCUUCUGGCCAAAGAAAUGUCGGAUCCUGUAAGGUACCCACUGCAGCUACCAGGGUCUGCAAGCCGCGUGCAGAUCUCGAGC